GGAAUGGAGAGAAAGUUUAUAGAUGUUAAUGGUGUAAGAUUAUGUUAUGGUGAAAAGGGCCAGGCGUCUGGAUCUAGACCAACUAUAUUAUUAAUACAUGGUUUCUCAGCAGAUCAUUAUAUGUGGGCUCCAGUUGCUCAGAGGAUACCAGGUGAUUAUCAUGUGAUAGCAGUGGAUCAGCCUGGACAUGGUGGAAGUGAUGAUCCUCAUGAAACAGAAUCUAUCUGUUAUUAUGGUCAGGUUAAAAAACUCUAUGAGUUUAUACAGCAUAAGAAACUAGACAUGGAGAAGAAACUACAUAUAGUUGGGUUAUCUAUGGGAGGAACUAUUGGUGGUUUAUUUGCUGCAGAAUAUCCACAUCUAAUACAUAAAGUAACAAUCUGCUGUCCAUCAAUGCAGACGCCAUCAGCCAGUAUUUUUGUUCAGAAAUUAAAAGAUUCAGUAGAUGAGAAGGGAGAAGAUGAAGGAAUAUUAGCUUGUGGUUUAUUACCUCAAACACCAUCAGAACUACAAAAUAUGUUAAACUUAAGUCAUUAUUAUCCACAAACAUUACCUCAACAGAUUUUACAAGGAGCAGCAGACAUGAGGAAAAAGAGAAAUGUAUUUUUUUUAAAACUAUUUAGAAGUAUUGCUGAGAAAUCCUCAACAUUAGUAGAUAAUAUACAUCGUAUUCAGUCACCAGUACAAAUUAUCUGGGGUAAAGAUGACAGUAUUAUAGAUGUAUCAGGUUUAGAAGUAUUAAAAGAAAAGUUAACAGACUGUAAGAGUGUAGAAGUGAUAGAUUCAUGUGGACAUGUGAUUACUAUAGAUCAGCCUACAGUAUUUACUAAACAUUUAUUAGAAUUUCAUCAUAUUUAA
Molecule: messenger RNA, 858 nt
Organism: Lottia gigantea (owl limpet)
Lineage: Eukaryota; Metazoa; Mollusca; Gastropoda; Lottiidae
Exons: 7
Source: RefSeq, a predicted model, not a curated record